AGGUAGCCCAGAGACAUGGAGAUAAAGAACUACAGCAGCAGCUCCACAGGCUUCAUCCUCCUGGGACUCUCUUCCAACCCUCAGCUGCAGAAACCACUCUUUGUCAUCUUCCUCAUCAUGUACCUGGUCACUGUGGUGGGGAAUGUGCUCAUCAUCCUGGCCAUCCACUCUGACCCCAGGCUCCACAACCCCAUGUACUUUUUUCUCAGCAACUUGUCUUUCACGGAUAUCUGCUUCACAACAGUCAUAGUGCCCAGGAUGCUGGUGAAUUUUCUAUCAGAGACAAAGGUUAUCUCCUACAUGGGCUGCCUGGUCCCAAUGUACUUCUUCAUGGCCUUUGGGAACACUGACAGCUACCUGCUGGCCUCUAUGGCCAUCGACCGGCUGGUGGCCAUCUGCAACCCCUUACACUAUGAUGUGGCUAUGAACUCCCGGCGUUGCCUACUCAUGCUAUUGGGUUCUUGCAGCAUCUCCCACCUACAUUCCCUGUUCCGGGUGCUACUUAUGUCUCGCCUGUCUUUCUGUGCCUCCCACGUCAUUAAGCACUUUUUCUGUGACACCCAGCCUGUGCUAAAGCUGUCCUGCUCUGACACGUCCUCCAGCCAGAUGGUGGUCAUGACUGAGACCUUAGCUGUCAUUGUGACCCCCUUCCUGUGUAUCAUCUUCUCCUACCUGCGAAUCAUCAUCACUGUGCUCAGAAUCCCCUCUGCAGCCGGGAAGUGGAGGGCCUUCUCUACCUGUGGCUCCCACCUCAAUGUAGUGGUCCUAUUCUAUGGGAGUGUCAUCUAUGUCUAUUUUAGGCCCCUGUCCAAGUACUUAGUGGUGAAGGACCGGGUGGCCACAGUUAUGUACACAGUAGUGACACCCAUGCUGAACCCUUUCAUCUACAGCCUAAGGAACAAAGAUAUGAAAAGGGGUUUGAAGAAAUUACAAGACAAAAUUUACUCAUAGAAAGAACAAAAUGUUGGCAUGUCAAAAUCAAGAGAUGACCUAAAAGGUUAUCAGCUUAUCCUUCCUUCCCAAUCAUUUUCUACAUAGCACUCAAAGAGGUCAUGAAAAGUGGCGUUGGAUACCAGUAAGAGAAUUGACCUGGGAGCAAAGCACUCAGUUGUCUUUUUUUUUUUAAUACUUUAAGUUCUGGGAUACAUGUGCAGAACAUGCAGGUUUGUUACGUAGGUAUACACAGGCCAUGGUGGUUUGCUGCUCCCAUCAACCCAUUAUCUACAUUAGGUAUUUCUCCUAAUGUUAUCCCUCCCCUAGCCUCCGAUCUUCUGACAGGCCCCAGUGUGUGAUGUUCCCCUCCCUGUGUCCAUGUGUUCUCAUUGUUCAACUCCCACUUAUGUGUGAGAACAUGCAGUGUUUAGUUUUCUGUUCCUGUGUUAUUUUGCUGAGAAUGAUGGUUUCCAGCUUCAUUCAUGUCCCUGCAAAGAACAUGAAUGCAUCCUUUUUCAUGGCAGUAUAGUAUUCCAUGGUAUAUAUAUGAGCCACAUUUUCUUUAUCCAGUCUAUCAUUGAUGGGCAUUUGGGUGGGUUCCAAGUCUUUGCUAUUGUUAAUAGUGCUGCAAUAAACAUACGUGUGCAUGUGUCUUUACAGUAAAAUGAUGUAUAAUCCUUUGGAUAUACACCCAGUAAUGGGAUUACUGAGUCAAAUUGUAUUUCUGGUUCUAGAUCCUUGAGGAA
Messenger RNA from Callithrix jacchus (white-tufted-ear marmoset), 1679 nucleotides. RefSeq names its product olfactory receptor 1L6-like. The record is from RefSeq and is a predicted model, not a curated record. NCBI's taxonomy places the organism in Eukaryota, Metazoa, Chordata, Mammalia, Primates, Cebidae. Gene Ontology annotation, molecular function: G protein-coupled receptor activity; olfactory receptor activity. Gene Ontology annotation, cellular component: membrane. Gene Ontology annotation, biological process: G protein-coupled receptor signaling pathway.